Messenger RNA from Syzygium oleosum, 1368 nucleotides. RefSeq names its product protein trichome birefringence-like 43. NCBI's taxonomy places the organism in Eukaryota, Viridiplantae, Streptophyta, Magnoliopsida, Myrtales, Myrtaceae. Gene Ontology annotation, molecular function: O-acetyltransferase activity. The record is from RefSeq and is a predicted model, not a curated record. Bases 221 to 1318 code for a protein of 365 amino acids. The transcript is spliced from 5 exons. Gene Ontology annotation, cellular component: Golgi apparatus.
CGUCCCCUAUAAAGAAAAUCCAUCUUGCAACCUUACCGUUUGUGGGGAAUGUAAACCUGUCAUCCCUCCAUUAAUCACCUUUCCAAAUUCGAUUCGAUUCAACCCCCCAAUCCAUCCACCCUCUCUCUAUUUAUGAUCCCCCCAUCAUCACUAAUCUCUGCAGCUAAUCCCUCACAGUUUCACACACAUUUCAAGUCCCACCAACCUAUCUCUCUCUGUCAUGGGUGUCUUUGGAGGAGCAAUAUUCGUGGUCAUUUCUCUGCUUGUGAUUGACCAAGUGGUUGCAACGUUGGGACAUGCUAAGGGAAAGAGGGAAGAAACUGUCGACACCGGUUCCUGCGAAGGCAUCGCAGGAACGUGGGUCUAUGACAGUUCAUACCCUUUCUAUGACCCAUCCCAGUGUCCCUUCCUAGAGAACCAGUUCACCUGCCUCGCGAAUGGCAGGCUCGACAAAGGUUUCCUCAAGUACAGAUGGAAGCCAGCCGGCGACUGCGACUUGCCGAGGUUCGACGGCCGAGACUUCUUGUCGAGAUUGAAAGGGAAGAGGCUAAUGUUUGUGGGGGACUCGUUGAGCUUGAAUCAAUGGCAAUCCCUCACUUGCAUGGUGCACACUGCAGUGCCUGAGGCCAAGUACACUUCGACAACAGUUGCUGGGCUUUCCAACUUCUCAUUUCCGGAAUACGGAGUGGAGCUGAUGUUCUUUCGAGACGCGUUCCUAGUGGACAUUGUGAGCACCAGCACCGGGCGAGCUCUCAGGCUCGACUCUCUCCAGAGCGCCAAGAUUUGGGAGGGCGCUGAUGUGUUGGUAUUCAACUCGUGGCACUGGUGGCUUCACGUCGGAAGGAAACAACCAUGGGAUUAUAUCCAAGAAGGGAAUAAGACAUAUAAAGACAUGGAUCGCUUGGUGGCCUAUGAGAAAGCAUUGAACACUUGGGCCAAAUGGGUGGACUCCAGUGUCGACCCAUCAAAAACUACGGUCUUCUAUCAAGGAGUUUCCCCGGACCAUGCAAAUGCAAGCGAUUGGGGUCAAGCGAAGGCCAAUGCCUGUAUCAACGAGACGCGUCCACUCGCCGUGUCAAAAUAUCCGGCCGGCCCGAACCCGGCAGAACUAGUGGCGGAGAAAGUGAUAAGGUCGAUGACGUACCCGGUCCGUCUACUCAACAUCACCUAUCUCUCCCAGCUCCGAGUAGAUGGACAUCCAUCGGUGUAUGGCUCUGGAGGGCACAAGGGCUCGGAUUGCAGCCAUUGGUGUCUUCCUGGAGUUCCUGAUACCUGGAAUUUGUUCCUUUAUCAGUCUCUAGCAGCUCCCAACUUUUGAAUCCGAACAUCGCUAGAAUAGGCGAAUAAUUCAAAUUUAUAUUUUUAUUC